AUGAGCUUCAGCAACCCGCUCGAGUCUCUGCUACGGAGCAUUAUUCAAGGCGGCGGUCGUAGUGACGGCGGCGUCGGCAAUGCCAGCAGCCAACCCACUAUGGUUACCUUCAGCACCGAAGAUUCGUCAGGAUUACACCCGCUCUCUGUGCUGCAUGCCAUGGGGCCGAAUCUCGUCUUCAGCCGUGGUCCCAGUGUCAGUGUGUCUGCCAAUCCGAGUCGUCGCGGUGGCGACGCCGCAUCGGGAACGGCAGGCGCGCAGUCCGCCUCCCCCGGUAGCGUGUACAGCGGCGGCGUGCCCCCCAUGGUGUGGAUACAGCGAGAGCAGCAGCGCAUCCCGCUCGAGUUCUCCGCCACUGGCAGCCCCAACCUAGACGGGACGCGGCUGCGUGAGGAGGGCAACGAGGCUUUCAAAGCAGGCCGGUACCACGAGGCGAUUCGCUACUAUACCCAGGCGAUCGAGGUCGAUCCGGACUCGGAGUUCAUCUACACCAACCGAUCCUUUGCCUACUUCAACAUCAAAGAGUUCGAGAAGUCCGCCGCUGACGCGGCAAAGGCUGUGGAGAUAAACGCGAACUUUUUCAAGGGACACUAUCGGCUGGGGCUGGCGCAGAUGAGCUUAAACGACUUUGGCCAUGCUAUGGACAGUCUGCGCAGGGCCUGGGCGCUGGCACCCGAUGCGAACAAAGAGGCCAUUCGAGUAGCAAUGGCGAAGUGCGAGUCGAAGAUGGCGCGAGCGCCGAUGACACCGCUGCUGAUGAGUCCCGGCGACUCCUCGCCCGUUCGCCACAGCGAGAGUUCUGUCGGCUCGCGCUCUUCGUGGCUGGCGGCUCCGGCACACCUCAUAGACACGCAGCCUCCACUCGGCAACACUGAAGUGGACCUCCACGAGCUUGAGGCGGAGAUCCACCGUGCGGCGGCCCUGCGGGACGAGACAGCAAAGUAUGUGGUCAAGUACAAUGCGCAGGAUAUUAUUGUAGCGUGCAACAAGCGAUCCGACAAGAUCAAGUCCCUCAUGAGCAUCGCCACCUCCAGUGAGCUCUCCACCCUCUCUAAGGAGGCGAACGAGAAGCAGUCGCAGCUGCGUCGUGCUGUGCGCGACCAAGACAGUAACGCCUAUCACAACGCACGCAGCAACCGUGACGCGACACUCAACAGGCUGUGGGACACUGCUGCGCAGGCUGAGAUGGCGAUUGCGCAGCUCAAAAAAAUUGCCAAGGAGGAGCAGAACUUUUUCAGUCAAUUUGGUCCGGUUGCCAACAGCACGCCAUCCAGCGUCCCGACGGAAGCAGCGAGUGAGACGAUAAAGUCCAUGACGAGGGCCUGCGCAGCUGAGUCGCCGCUCGCCUCAGCGCCGACCGAUGCCACUACCUCAACUUCGUCCUUGUCCCCUGCCUCUUGUAUUGCCCCAGCGAGCCCUGUUCUGACAGCCAAGGCGUUAGCGCCACCACCGCUGUCGACAGCGCAGACGCCAGACGAGAGCCACCCUGCCAAGAGCCCAUCGACUGCUGGUACCGAUCUCGGUCAGCUGCUACAACGUCGUGUCGAAAUCAACGAGGCAGUGCGAAAGGCGCAGAAGUGCUUCGCCGCCACCGACGCAGCCGGACAGGCGUUCUUGCACGCAUUGAAGGUGGAGGCAAAUGCAAUGGAGGCGGUAGAUUCUCUCCUCGCCGAGGCAGUGGAGCUCAACGCCCAACUGGAGGUCCAUGCGCGCCAGGUGGCGCAAACCACAACGAAGGAGCUCUCCGAUGUGCGGUUGCAGGCGCUGGACCAGAUGAGCAGCAUUGUCGAACGCGUGAAAGCAGACAUGGAGACCUUCCUCAAGACGAUGCGCGAGGGUGACAACCUGUUAGAGGAGGAGGCAAAGCUUGAGCAGCAACGUCUCUUGCACGAGCGUCAGCGUAUUCAGCUGCAGGCCGAAAUUGAGUGGUUCAAGAUUCGUGAUGAGCCAGAGAAUAAGAUCCAGUGCUUGCAGAUCCAGGUGAACCGACUGCACCAGCGUAUCGCUGCCAUCCACGAGAAGCAGAAGGCUGUGCAGACGCGCAUCAUGGAGCUGGUGGAACAGGAUCACCCGGAGUUGGCGUGGAAGUCGAUGGCGAAUGGUUCACGAAUCUUGCGGCUUGUAAAAGGCAGCGGACUGUGGCAGAACCUUUCCUUCUCCGACUUCCAGGUUGUGUCGACCCUGUCGUCCACUGUGAACAGCAAGGUGUACCACGCGCUGCGCCGCGGCGAGCACGUCGCUGUGAAGGAGAUCUCCAUCGACGACGAUGCGGCGCGCCGAAGCUUUCAGCGCGAGGUGAACAUCGUCUCCUCCUGCAACCACCCCAACAUUAUACGUAUCAAAGGUGUCUUCUUUGAUGGCCCCUUCGCCUACAUCCUCUUGCCCUAUUACCACCGCGGCAGUCUGCGAACGUUGCUGUCGAAGCAGGAGCCAAUGUCGUGGGUGGCGGUGCAGGACAUGCUUCGUCAACUUGCCAGCGGCGUCGCUUAUCUGCAUGAGCGCGGCAUUGUCCACGCUGACCUGAAGCCGUCCAACGUACUCAUUGCAGAUGACGGGCGGCCUGUUAUCUCCGACUUCGGCAUCGCCAAGGACCACGGCGCCCUCGGCGUUGCUGACGUGACGCUGACAGCUACCAUGAGCAGCACCAACGGUAGCUGCGGCCUCGCGGGUACGAUGCAGUACAUGGCACCUGAGCAGUUGCUGUGCGAGGCGGGCUCAAAUGCAAAGUCCACAGGCAUGUCAGACAUGUGGGCGCUGGGGGUCACAAUGCUGGAGGUGACGCUGCAGAACGCGUACUUUCACGAUGCAUCGCUAGGGAAGCCAAAUCUGCCGCUGCUGCUCCCAGAGCAGAAGCGGAUUGAGGUGCCGGCCAAGGCUGUCGGCGGUGACGAGAAGCUAGCCGACGCAAUCGCGUCAGUGCUCGUGAAGGACCCGGCAAACCGGGCGACGGCCUACGACUUGCUGGCGCACCCGUACUUCAGCUCGACGCUCAGCUCGAUGAAUAGUAACCAAAACAGCAGUGCUCUGGCCAAGAGCGACGAGCGCAUCGACGCCGUUCGCUCGUACAUCUACGCCGUCCGCCGUAGCCAUCAACAGAAGGUGCUGGUGUCCGUCUCGCGCAACCACAUGGUGGAGUCCAUGCGCGACAUCUUUCAGCACCUCGACAACGACGACCUGCUCUCUCCCAUCAUGGUUGUCUUCCAGGGCGAGGCCGGCAUCGACGAGGGCGCAUUGACGACGGAGAUGCUCAACCUGUUCUACGAACAGAUGAUUCUAGUGAAGAAGGCUCUCGUGUGCGCAGCUACCGAGGACGCUGAUACAGCACCGUCGCAGUCCGUUGGCUCCCCUGUAGCGACUAACACGGCAGGUGCGGCGGCGAGCGCCUCAAACGAGUCUUCGAUUCGCUCUGCUCUCUUCUCCACCGCACCGUACCUCCCUGCGCCGGAUGCGGAUGGCAUCGCGCCGGACCUGUUCGUGCUGCUCGGCAAGGUGCUCCUCAAGAGCAUCAUCGAGAAUCGCCAGAUUCCGCUGCAGCUGAGCUCAGCCGUACUCAAGUUCCUCUCCGACGCUGAGCCGUCGUUUGUGGACUUGGAGGAAUAUGACGCGAACAUCGCGAACACGCUGAAGCGGCUGCGUCUCUUGUCCGCCACCGACCUCGAGGAGGCUGGGCUUGACUUUUCCCACUUUACCCCGGAGUUCCUGAAGGCGCAGACAGACGGCCGGUACACGACGGACUCGCCCCUCACACCCGAGAGCGUGAGCGACUACAUUGACCUUCGUGAGAAGUUCGACCUGGUGGAGCGCCGGCGCACGGCGCUGGAGGCGAUGAGGAAAGGGUUCUACUGUGAGCCGUCUCUCGAGCACCACCUCAAACUUCUCUCUCCUUCGGAUCUGCUGCUACUCCUAUGCGGCCAGCUGCAUGUCUCGGCCCAGGUCAUCGUUGACGCAUUGGAGUUCCAAGGCUUUGACUCCACCUCCAACACGCCCAAGUACCUGAAGGAGGUGUUGCUAGACAUGUCACAGAAUAAUCUGCGGCGCUUCCUGCAGCUUUGUACGGCGGCGGCGGCCGUGCCAGUGAACGGGGCCGUGAAGAAGAUUAAAGUACUGCGCUGCUCCGACGAGACGCGACUGCCAGUUGGUCACGGCUGCACCAAUCAGCUAGACCUCCCCGAUUACAACGACAAACAGGUUAUCAAGGAGAAGUUGGAGAUUGCCUUGGCGCAUGCCAGUGACGGCUUUCACGUCGUUUAA
Messenger RNA from Leishmania braziliensis MHOM/BR/75/M2904, 4251 nucleotides. RefSeq names its product putative protein kinase. Gene Ontology annotation, biological process: protein phosphorylation. The transcript has a single exon. NCBI's taxonomy places the organism in Eukaryota, Euglenozoa, Kinetoplastea, Trypanosomatida, Trypanosomatidae. Gene Ontology annotation, cellular component: cytoplasm. The record is from RefSeq and is a predicted model, not a curated record. Gene Ontology annotation, molecular function: ubiquitin-protein transferase activity; ATP binding; protein serine/threonine kinase activity. The coding region runs from base 1 to 4251 and encodes 1416 amino acids.